Drosophila sechellia is the source of this 7732-nucleotide messenger RNA. It is a transcript of the gene mbl, whose product is annotated as splicing regulator muscleblind. Lineage: Eukaryota; Metazoa; Arthropoda; Insecta; Diptera; Drosophilidae. The record is from RefSeq and is a predicted model, not a curated record. The coding region runs from base 1178 to 4228 and encodes 1016 amino acids. The transcript has 8 exons. Gene Ontology annotation, molecular function: metal ion binding; RNA binding. Gene Ontology annotation, cellular component: nucleoplasm; cytoplasm. Gene Ontology annotation, biological process: regulation of RNA splicing.
CGAAAAAUUUUUCGAUGGAAGCGGUUCUGUCAGCGGAAAAGUGAAUUAUAGCAGAGCCUGCCUGAAAAACUCAAGAAAAACACAUCAAAGAAAUAGCAGCUCUCAGCUAAAUAAUAACAAACACAAUACUUUCUGCUCAGUCACCGCAAACUGAAAUAAUCACUUUUCUGCAAAACGGCGUCAUCAAAAAAGUUUUUGCCUACAACUCUAUAAACGCGGAAAAAUUUGUCAAAAAUACAACUAAAAGAAAAACAACAACGCGAGUGCACGUGUAUGUGAGAGGUGCUCAGUAAGAGUGUUUGCGUGUGUUCGUUUCUGUGUGUGACAGAUAAUAAAAGGAGAAAAAAAGAAGUUGUCGAAAGUCGUUCGUGAAAAUUAGUGCAAGCGCUGCAGGGAAAUUGUCCGGAAAAAUCGCAAAAUCCAUUGUUUUUAGCCGGCAUCUUAAUGACGUCACGUCGUGCCGCAAAAAACCAACGAUAACAACAGCUUCUGCAACAACGCGCGUGUUUAGUUUACACACACACCACGCCGCGUCGAGAAAAAAAGUUAAAAAUACAUUUUCAAUUCACCAUCGGCGUAAAAGUAAAACAAUAAACAAAUACAAGAAAAUAAAACAGCAGCCGCUUUUUUACCCAACAACAAUUUCAACAACUUCAACUUUGCCAGCAGCAACAACAACAAGUCAGCUGGACAACCGAAGAUAAUGUAAACUCAGCUUACACACAAAAAAGCAGUAAAAUAUAAAAUACAAAAAUUAACAGCUGCGUUUAUCUAUAGAUAUAUAUACACACACAUCUAUAUAUUUGAAUAAGCCUUCGAUUUGAAUCAAAAUUAUAGCCCAAGCUAUCAGCUACCCCCACAAGCUUUGUACUCCACAAAAACGCUAACGAGCAAAAUCGAUAAAGACCAGAAAGCAAAUGAAAUCAUACCAUCUGCCAUAGAUCUAUGCUAUAAACAUAUAUAGGUGCGCUGAUCUGUGCUCUUCAAUUUAGUGUUUUUUGUGUGUGCGUGUCGCGAGAGGAGCACCCAAAACCAAACAAAAAACGUAUAGUAAAACAAUAAGAAGCAAAAAAAAAAACAUUAUCUAGUCGCUAGGCUAUAACUAUACAAACUCCAACUAUCCCAGAUCCAGAUCCGUAAACAGCAUAUAGUUAUAUAUCUAUAACCCCAAAAUACGAUGGCCAACGUUGUCAAUAUGAACAGCCUGCUCAACGGCAAGGACUCGCGCUGGCUGCAAUUGGAGGUCUGUCGCGAGUUCCAGCGCAACAAAUGCUCGCGCCAGGACACCGAGUGCAAGUUCGCCCAUCCCCCGGCCAACGUGGAGGUCCAGAACGGCAAGGUCACCGCCUGCUACGACAGCAUCAAGGGCCGCUGUAAUCGUGAUAAACCGCCGUGCAAAUACUUUCAUCCACCACAGCAUCUGAAGGAUCAGUUAUUGAUAAAUGGACGCAAUCAUUUGGCCCUCAAGAAUGCACUGAUGCAACAGAUGGGCAUCGCGCCCGGCCAACCGGUCAUAUCGGGCCAAGUGCCAGCCGUGGCAACAAACCCCUAUCUGACCGGCAUUCCGGCCAACUCGUACAGUCCGUACUACACAACGGGACACCUGGUGCCCGCCUUGCUGGGUCCGGAUCCCGUGACCUCCCAACUGGGACCCGUGGUGCCCCAAACAGUGCAGGUGGCACAGCAGAAAAUACCACGUUCCGACAGAUUAGAGGUGUGCCGCGAAUUCCUGCGCGGCGCCUGCAAACGGGCGGAAUCCGAGUGCCGGUUCGCCCAUCCGCAGGAGAGCGUCGCCAGGCACGACGACGGCUCGAUAACGGUUUGCAUGGACGCCGUGAAGGGCAGGUGCGCACGCGACCCCUGCCGCUACUUCCAUCCCCCCCUGCACCUACAGGCACAAUUAAAAGCGGCCCAAACACGCGCCACCGCUGUCGCUGCUGCAGCUGCGACCUCACCUCUUGCGGCACACCAUCACCAGCAACAACAACAAUUGCAACACCAGCUGAACAACAUCAACAACAACAACAACCACAGCACCGCUGGCGCAGCAGCCACCUCGACAACCGCAACAACAACCACAAACAACGCCGCUGCCGCCGCCGCCGCUGCUGCCGCCGCCGCUGCCGCCGCUGUCAUGGGCCAUCACACACUGGAAGUGGGCAAGAAGCGGGCGGCGGACACGACCGACAUGUUUCCACUGAUGGAUGUUAAAACGGUUGGUUCAUUUUACUAUGACAACUUCCAAUUCUCUGGCAUGGUACCGUUCAAACGUCCAGCUGCCGAAAAGUCUGGCAUUCCAGUUUAUCAGCCCGGUGCGACCGCCUAUCAGCAGCUAAUGCAGCCCUACGUGCCAGUCUCAUGUGAGUAUCCCCAACAACAACAACCACCACCACAACAACAACAACAACAUCAACAACAAAAUGUACUACUACAACAACAACAACUACAAUUAAGUAGCGUCAUAACAACAACAAGUACAACAGCAACAGCCAGUAACAAUAUGAUUAAUAAUAAUAUUAAUAAUAAAGGUAUCAUAAACGCUGUUAUGGCUUCUACCAAUAUAACAUCAGCAACAACAACAGCAUCAUCAUUACUAUCAGCGUUGGCCGCACCACCAACAACAACAACAGCCAUUACUAAUCAUAACGAUAGUGAUAACGAUUCCGAUCGCUAUCAAGACCAUGACAAAAAUCACGAUAGUACUGCUGAUGGUGAAGCUGAUAAUGCCGAUCGCAACGAUGCCAUUGAUCAAGCCAGCAAUCAAGACAAUAGUGACCAAGUGAAUCUGAAUCAGAAUCAGCAAAAUUCAAGUCCCGCUAAAGAUUGUAAUACAACACGAACAAUCUCACCAAACUCCCAAGACACAGCAGCUACAGCUGCCACUGCAACAGAAACAGACACACUAGAUACAGAAUCUGCAGCAGCAGCAGCAACAUCUGCCACGCACCCCCCUGGCGAUACACCGCCCCCUUGCCCCCGUUCGCCACAAGGCGAUAGUCUUCUGCCCUUGCCCAAUGGCCUGGGCGACAAUAACAAUUACUUGUCCUAUAUCAAUAACAAUCUGAACAAUGGUCAGCUCAAGUCGGCUAAUCCCGAAGAAUUGAACGGUGGCGACUUGGAGAGUAGCAGCAAUAACGCAACAGCCGCAGUCGCAGCAGCAGCAGCAUCACGCAACUAUGCCAAGCAGAAUGGCGAGGGAUACUCGAGGUAUAUGGUUAAUGGUCAUAGCACUGGCAUUCUGCCAACACCCACAACUUCUGCUCCGGCAGUUUCCUAUCAGGCUCAGGCACAAGCCCAGGCUCAAGCCCAGGCCCAAGCUCAGGUUCAGGCCCAAGCACAGGCCCAAGCUCAGGCUCAGACUCAGCAGCGCCUCAACUAUGCCAUGUCCGCCUAUGGUAAUCUGUACUCCCACUACGGAGCAACCACCUCUGCCAUGGUGAGUCUGCCCAGCAGCACUCCCUCCUACGCCCAGGCUCAAAUGCAGCAGCAGCAACAGGUUCAGGCCCAAGCUCAGGCCCAGGCUCAAGCCCAGGCUGCCUAUGCCCAGCAGGCCUACGCCGCCUAUGCUGCAGCAGCCGGUUUGGCACCUCAGGCCACCGCUACAGGUGGCUACUACGCCGAUCCGGCUGCCCUGGCCAAGGAGGUGGCCCAGAAGAACUACGCCAUGAAGGUGGCCAGUGCGGGCUCAAAGCCGGGUGUCUCCUCGGCAGCCGCUGCCUACACCGGCCUGACACUCAACAAGAGCUAUGUGGCCGCAGCAGCUGGUGCACAGCCUGUUCAGGCCGCCCAUCAUCAAGCCGUUUCCAUGGCAACACUACUGCAAAUGCAGGCUCAGGCCCAGGCGCAGGCGGCACAAGUCCAGGCCCAAGCUCAGGCUCAAGCUCAAGCUCAGGCCCAGGCCCAGGCUCAGGCCCAAAUGCGCCAGUUGGGUUCCCUGCCCAGUUCAGGUCUAGCGACUCCUGUGCCCGGUACCCCACUGCGUGCCGCAGUCGGUGCCAGUCAGUAUCAAUCGGCUACCCUAUUGAGAGCACCCUCACCCAUGCCAUAUGCGCAGGCACAGAGCUACUUCUACCCCGGAAUGAUGCCCACCGCACCCUAUGCCAUGCCACAAACUCAGGCCGCUGCUGCUCAGCAAUAUGCAGCUGCUGCAGCAGCAGCAGCCGCUCAGGCGGGAACACCAGGCAGUGCCAUGGUCCUAAAUCCCUACAAAAAGAUGAAGACCUCCUAAGAAUCCGGGCGAUAACAAUCUGAAAGUCCAAACACAACUGUACUUAAUGCACCAAGCCAUCGAACAGAUGGAAAAGUCACACCAUUUUAGAUUUAUAGAUAUAAACACAUCGAAGACGUAAGAAUAUGUGCCUCAGUUUUCUUUGAAAGGACAUGUAGAGAGAAACAUUUAGAUCUUAGUUUUACCAUAGGCCUCAUAGCGUUACGAAACCGAACCAUGACACGAUAACUAAAAUCAGACAGACAGCGAGACAGAUCGAAGAUCAAUGCUUACUAACCCAAAUGCCCAAAACUUGCUGACACGAAUCGAUUAUUUGCCAUUAAGUUAUUUAACAAACGAAACAUAACCUCACUGUGACUCAAGUGUUGCCAUUUUCGCAAAUGAAUCGAAAUCAGAGCUUUUAAAGCACAAGCGAACGGAAGAGAAACAGAUGUUAGAUGAUAGUAAUACUUAAGUUCCUUUUUGGAUAGCUCUUAGUUAACUCUAGUUUAUAGGAAACGGUCACACAAAACGGAUAGAAAAAACUUAAAACGGGGGCGGGCCAGAGAAAGAAACGAAGAACUGUGAUAGCUAAAAAGCUUUGAGGGAUCAAAAACAUUAAGCCAGAAAGGAGUUCAAAAAAGGAUAAACCUCUAAUGCUGCUGCCGAUGCUGGGUACAGUUGUGUAUGCUUGUUGCUAGCUGCGGGUGCUUAAUGCCAUAUUGCCGUCCCUGUCUCCCAGCUGCGGUAGUUCGAAUAGCUGUCUUUCUCUCGCCCCCGCCCAUCAUUCAUUUUUCGCGCUCUCUCUCUCUCUCUAUCUAACUCCCUAUCGCUGUUUCUUAAUGUUUCCUAACUAGCUAGAUAGCUAGCGUGAAUGCUGUUGUAAUUGUUUAAAAUUGUUGAGCAACGAUUAUUGCGUAACGAAUAUUGUCUAGAUUAUAUAGAAUACUUAUACGAUAUACAAAUACAUAUAAACCUAGCUGUACGUGCUGUAUGCUGCUACCCAUAUUCGAUACAAUAUAUACACCCACACUAUGUACUCUAACACACGCUCAUCCCCCACUAGUACACAAAAGAAAAAAGGCAUUAUAAUGACCAGGAUCAAUCUGUAAAUCGUAUGUCUAGCUUACUAAUCAGAUAUUACAGUACAGUCACCACUCACGAUCACGUCUCUCUAUCUGUUUCACUCACACACCAGAUACCCAUACACUUUUUCAGACUGUUAAGCCAGCAAAAUUAAUUUAUGUUAAUGUUAUGUUAUUGAGAUUUAAAUUUGAUGUGUUGACCAGAACUAUGUAAACCCUUUUGAUUUUCAACGACUCUCUCCAUAUCCUGAUUUCAUUCUUCACUUGUCUCUUAACAACUAUCACCCACUCUAUCGAUGUAUUAUAAAUGUUUUCCUUUUUGUAAUGGAAUUGUUAACAAAAAUAAUAAAAUCAUUGACAAACAGAACUAAGUUUUUAAUGUUAGAUCUCGUGUGAUUAUCAGUUAAUUGCUUUACGUUCUUUUCUAUAUAAUUUGUAUGUUGAUAUUUAUGUAUUUUUUGUACUUAUAUACCAGUUUUUAGUGUAGGUUUUAUAUAAUUUUUAAAGUGUGUUCCCGAUUGAAAAAUAUUUGAGAAGAACCUCCAAGAUAAAUUUGCCACUGACUUGCGCACCUUAAGUUUUAGUCUCCCCGCCUACACCCCGCAACCGCUAAAACUCUUCAUCCGAAAUCAUCCUCCACACAUUAUUAUUGGAUAUAUACGAUAAUCUGUGUAAAAUUGUUUUAAAUGAAAGUACUUCUAAUGUCUUACAACGAUUUGAUGUUUGCCACUAAUUCUUAUCCUAAUUCUAAUCCUAAUUCUAGUUUAGUUUCGAUAGUUUUUAUUAAUGUUUUAUUUAAAAUACCGUGUGUUUUUCUAAAUAUAUAGUUUACGAAAAAAAAACAAAUAUAUAAAUAUCUUAUUGUGUGUUGGAAUUUUACUUUAUUUUACUUACUUAUUCGGUAUUCACUUGAUAUAUGUUUCCGUUGUGCCGCUUUUACAUCUCACCUCUGACUUAAAUGUACUCCUUUGAUAUAUAGACAUAUCAAAUACCGAUAUCCAUAAAAACACAAGCUUUGCCGAGCGCUUUUGGGCAGAGCAGCACUCUAUCUCUAUAAAUCACCUUAAACCCAUACCCCCCUAGCUUGUCAAUUUUUUAAUUUAAUAUAAAAAUUAAGAUUAUUACUUUCAUUCGAGCAUUCCUCGCAGUCUUCUUCACACAGACACACACACAUUUUAGGACUGCCUGACUCCCUUACCUUGGUCUGCUUCCCCUCUUAUUGCUUUCCACCAAGAAAAAGAUCUUUUUCCCUCCGUAAAUCCAUUUAACCUAUAUAUGUUUUAGCUCUUAGAAUAAUGGCAAGCAAAAUGAGUACGCUAACGGUAGUAAACUAGUUGUAAAAUCUGAAUAUACCAUUUAUCUAAAUAUACCUAUCUGCCUAUGGCCAAACAAAUGCUUGGCUUACUCUAUACAUACUCGUUAAGAAAUAAGCUUACUAAACAUGGCAGCAGAAUACAAUAUUGAUUCAACGUAUACCUAUAUAUAUAAUAAUACGUAUAACAAGCUACACCAGAUUAAAGUAUACCUACAUAUAUUCAUCAUAUAUCUCAAUGUCUUGCCUAAAAGUAUGGAAACAUUAUCUUUAUGUGUCGUAUGGUUAAUUUUUUCGUUAUCAACGUAGAACUGUUGCCGUUGACCCAUAAUUUCAGCAAGAGAAAACUUAGCGAAAAUGUUCAGAAAACGCUCUCAAAGUAACUAAGAACUAAAGCAAAAAAAAAAAAAACAAAAACUUAAAGCAAACCAAAACACGACUCACCACUGCAUGGCGCCAAGAUAUAAUUAAAUUGCAUUUAAGACCUAAGAGCUCAUAUUUUAUUCCGCUUUUUCAACUUUUGCAAUGCACCAAAAACACAGCAACAGACAAAAAACAAUAUGUUAACAUUACCGAGCAAACAAUAUAGUAAUGAAUUGUCAGUUGACACUAGGAUAACAAUGAGUUAGGCUGAUUUAAGUAUACAAAGGAAAGAAAUGAAAUAUAACCACUUAGAAAACCACAGUCCAUUCCAAUAUAGUUAAUUGGGUUUUCAGGCCUUGUUCAAUAAAUAGAAGUACAGUACCGUCCAAUAGAAACUAUAGUUUAGUGAAUUCCACAAGUUGCCUCCUUUUAAUUUGUAGCCAAACCACCAAAAGUCUCACACACAUUACACUGAGAGAAACCAAUUAAAAUUGGGAUUUCAUUUCGUGCUUACUACCAUCGACGAUAGGUAAGCGAAAAGUAUGGCAUGUCAAAUAAGAGAGUUGGUAACAGUGCAAGAAUGUCCAAGCUAAAAUUAUUCAUAACAUUUAAAUAUAUAUGUCGAAAUAUACACACAUCUAUACACAAGCAAACACACUACUGAAUAUGUUAUAUCUGUGCUAACAUUAGUCGUAUUAUUAUUAUAAAGACAAACAAAUUAUAUUGAAAUUAUAUUAUAUACGUUUUAUUGUAAAAACCGUAAAA